This is a messenger RNA of Synchiropus splendidus (mandarinfish), 1265 nucleotides long. RefSeq names its product hydroxysteroid (20-beta) dehydrogenase 2 (gene hsd20b2). The transcript is spliced from 11 exons. Lineage: Eukaryota; Metazoa; Chordata; Actinopteri; Syngnathiformes; Callionymidae. Gene Ontology annotation, molecular function: oxidoreductase activity. Gene Ontology annotation, cellular component: endoplasmic reticulum. The coding region runs from base 15 to 974 and encodes 319 amino acids. The record is from RefSeq and is a predicted model, not a curated record.
GAGAGGAAUUCGCCAUGUCUCUGUUUGACCUGCUGCACGCCGUCGCUCUGCUGGUUCUCGCGCAGCAGGUGCUGAAAAUGCUCUGGAGUUGCUUCAACUGCUUCAAGGAGUAUUUUCUGUCUGAGAUUUGGAGAACGGAUGUGAGGAAGUUCGGGCGCUGGGCAGUCAUAACAGGUUCCACAUCUGGGAUCGGGAAAGCGUACGCCCUAGAGCUCGCCAAGAGAGGCCUAGACAUUGUUUUGGUGGGCAGAUCUGAGCAGAAGCUUCAGCAGGUUGCCAAAGAAAUCGAGGAAACGCACGGACGCAAGACCAUCUCCAUCCAAGUGGACUUCACUGAAGGAAAAAGCAUCUACCCAACAAUCGCUAAAGGAUUACAAGGCCUGGAGGUCGGAAUUCUGGUCAACAAUGUGGGAAUGACUUUCUCUGAGGGUUUUGAUCGGUUCCUCGACGUACCUGACCUUGAGCAGAGAAUCAACAACAUCACGGACGUGAACGUCCUGUCGGUGAUGCAGAUGACCAGAAUCGUGCUUCCCGGAAUGGUCGAGCGAGAGUCGGGACUGAUCAUCAACCUGUCGUCAAUAGCGGCAGUGAAACCUCAACCUCUGCUCGCCACCUACGCUGCUUCAAAGAUCUUCAUUACAUACUUCUCAGAAAGCCUGCACACGGAGUACAAGUCCAAAGGAAUCACAGUUCAGAAUGUGGCCCCUGGAUUGGUCUCCACCAACAUGACCAACAACAUUCCCAGAAGUUUCCUGGUGAAGGGCGCAGACGCAUUUGUGAGAGAAGCCUUGAACACUGUGGGCUACUCCAUGAGCACCAACGGCUGCUUCACCCACUUCAUACAGGUCAUCGUCUUCAAAUGCCUGUUCCCGGACGUGUUGCGACUCUCAACGUGGCACCUCAACAAGCAAAUUGAACUGGGCAGAAGGAAAGGAACAGGAGGCGAGAAAAGUCUCCGCAAGAAGGCGGAGUGAUUCCGCCAACCCACGUCUUUGGAAAACUCUCUGCCACCUUCAGGUUUCAUCGAAAAAGGUCCACUUGUUUAGCAAACUAGAAAGGAUGCAGCUUAAAAACUAACUUGCAGAGGACUUGGUUCGGGUCAGAACUGGAGCUAGCAGUCAGCCACGCGCCCCUACGCCCAUAUGAAUCAAACACCUCCUCAACUGCCCUUGUUCCUGGAGGUGGAGGGCUGUCCCAGCGACCUGGGGUGAGAGGCAGGGAACACUAUGCUGUAAAUGUUAUGUAAUAAAACUUUUCGACUGAAA